AAGCAGAAGUAGUCCUUUGGAAGUCUUAGGGCAACGAUUUUUAGAAUCUUACCAUCCAGCUAAAGCUACACUUUCUAUGCUUGUUGCGUGGUUUGCACCGCAUACGCAUACGUCAAGAUCAAAAGGAACUUCUGACAGAAUGUCAUCUUCACCGUCAUCAGCAACAGCAGUUAGGAUUUCCGAAGGUGCGGGGUCAUCCACUUCAUCUGACUGGAUUACGUUGAAAUUUGGUGGGUCCUCGCUCCAGAAUGCGACCUGCUUGCAUCGAGUGGCGGGAAUCAUACAGCGGACUGCUUCCUCACGUACGGCUACGGAUGGGGCUAGAAGUCUGCUUAGCAAGCAAGUCGUGCAGGACCAGGAAUCAAUGGACGAUGCGACCACUGGCCGGAUCGUGCAGUCGACGAGAAUGGAGGAUGACAGAACUAACGACGCUACAGCAGGCUCGUCUCGAAAUCGCGUUGCGGUGAUAUGCUCUGCCAUGGGCAAAACGACCAACAUGCUGCUAGAAGGUUUAGCGCGUGUGGAGGAAGCCGGAAAAGUCGACAUCGAACCAAUUCGCCAAUACCAUUAUCGGAUUUUCGAAGACCUGAUGUUGAUGCACGAUGAGCAUGGCCGUCCUCGUCCUCGCGAGGUGGACGAUAUUAGAACAAGUCAUUCCCAUUCCAAACGAAGGGGCCACUUCCUUGAGGAGAAGAUUGACCCAUUAUUCGAAGAACUCGAGUUAGUCCUUAGAGGAAUUUGCUUGCUCCGCAAUACCGGAGUCGUUCAGUCCGCUGCAUCGACAGACUUAGUCGUCAGUUUCGGUGAACGGCUGAGCAUUCGCUUCAUGGCCAUGGUCCUGAAAGAGCUUUACUCGGUGAACGCGAAAGCUCUCGAUUCUUGGGAUGUAGGAUUCGAAACUAUACAGAUUGCCGAUAAUGCAAAUCAGACUUCCUCUUGUGGAGUUCCGGCGCCUGGUGGAGUUGCAGAACAACCUCUGUCAGACAUGGAUAGCCACAGCGCCUUUUCAAGCCCUUUGUUGCCUGCUGACGCAUUAACAUCCGGUCAAAGUGGUCAUUGUUCACCUAGCAAGGCUUCUGCAGAAGCUCGAUCAUUCUCGUCAUCAACGUCAGCGUCUUCUUCCUCGUCCUCUGCAGAUGGUGAAGAGGCUAUCAGCUUCGCGCAGCAGCACAGAACAGAGAAAAAAGCUGAUCCGACCGAGAAAAAUUCGCACUCCAGUCAUGUGAUUCACGAAGGAUCUUAUGUGAGCAUCCGACACGCGAUUGAAAUGCAGUGCCGAAAUUGCAUCGUAGCCAGUACUACUUCUUCUUCUUCUUGUACAAGUAGUAAUAGGACCUCAACAGAUUCAGAAGUCGAUAAUCUUCCAAUAGUGCCGAUCAUCACUGGUUUCAUCGCGCGGGAUCGCUUAUCGAAAAAGGUGACGACGCUCGGGCGUGACGGUUCCGAUCUCACUGCCGCUAUUGUCGGUGCCGCUCUACAGUCUAAGCUAGUGCGCAUCUACAAGGACGUCGAUGGCGUCUUAACAGCGGACCCGAGGAUGGUGUCGAUGGCUCAGCCAGUUCCGCGUCUGACCUACGCAGAAGCAGCGGAACUGGCUUAUUUUGGUGCUAAAGUAGUGCAUCCGUCUUCCAUUCUGCCAAUUUGGACACGAGGCAUCCCGAUGGAAGUCUGCAACGCACUAAGUCCGGAAACACCAGGGACGCUAAUUACGACGUCGUCAACGCCGAGCUCGGAUACUGACUUGAAAAUGCUAACGACGAGCAGCAGGAGCAGCGGAGGCAGCCCCGCUAAAAUCCGUGCGAUUUCUUGUAAGCGUGACGUCACCGUGAUCGAGGUCAGUACGCCUCGAAUGUUGGGUGCUGUGGGCUUCUGUGCGCAGGUUUUCGACCGGUUCAAACGGUUCGGGGUUGGCGUCGAUACGAUCACCACAGCGGACACCGCGAUUGCUUUGUCACUGGAUCAGGGUUCUUUUUCGGAAAGCACGUUAGCCAGAUUGGAGGACGACCUGAGACGCAUCGCGUACGUCUCAGUCAAACGCAAUGCGGCCUUAGUGACAUUGAUCAUACCACCACCUCAGCCGACUCCGACAAUGGCGGGGAACAGUCAGGCAACUACAGAUUCAACAUCUACAUCUAGAUCCUGUUGCGGAGGAACCGAGAUCCUGCUUCUCGCAUUCCAAUUUUUCCGCAAACACGGAAUCCAAAUCCAGAUGCUCUCGCAUGGAGCGUCGAAAGUGAACAUGACGUUUCUAGUCGAAGACACGGAGGUUGAAUUUUGCGUAAGGGGACUUCAUGAGCUUUUUUUUGAAUAAACAAAACAGACCGGACACAACAAUCUAUCGUGUGAUACUCGCUUCUUUCUGCAUCAGCAACUGCAUUAUUCAAGAUGAUGACUGGUGGUUCAUACGCAUACGCACAACCUCUACCUCAUGCUCUAGUGAAGAGCUGCCAUAGUUCUACAAACAUGAGAACACGACGGCGGGCGGGGAAAAAACAUAUACCGUAUUCGUGCCUUGAACAUGAUGAAUGAACUGAAGGUAGUACCGAUUAGUCCUAGUAGAGGAGCUAUGUCUACAGGAAGAUGCUCGUAUACUUGUAGUUCCUAGAACUCAUAUUUUUGCAAUUCCGAUUUUGUAUCAGUACUAGUAGUAGUAGUAGUUCUAGAUGUAUCUAUCUUGUUCUUCUUCUUCUCUAUCACUAUCUUACAAAGAAAAGAAGAUACAUGAAUUGUUGCUGGGCAUUGACGUUGAACACCGAUACUCCUGAGCAGGACAUUUUACAUUAUUCUUACUUGAGAAUUACCGACUCCGACCUUCAGACUAAAAGA
Amoebophrya sp. A25 is the source of this 2826-nucleotide messenger RNA. The record is from the annotation of a GenBank genome assembly. NCBI's taxonomy places the organism in Eukaryota, Dinophyceae, Syndiniales, Amoebophryaceae.